Molecule: messenger RNA, 2476 nt
Organism: Micropterus salmoides (largemouth bass)
Lineage: Eukaryota; Metazoa; Chordata; Actinopteri; Centrarchiformes; Centrarchidae
Gene: efhd1
Product: EF-hand domain family, member D1
Exons: 4
Coding region: 77-778 (233 amino acids)
Molecular function (GO): calcium ion binding
Source: RefSeq, a predicted model, not a curated record
UGGUCACAGGCAGUUUGAUAGUGGCUGCCAGCCUCCAUUCUCUCUGACAGUUAGUGAGCUGUGUCGCAUUCUCAGCAUGGCAUCUGAAGAGCUGGCUAGGAAGCUGCAGUCGCGCCUGUCCGCUACCCAGGAGGUUGAGACGAGGCCGGAACCCGAACAGAGCCCGGUCCCACCCAGACCGCAGGAGCCGGAGGCAGCCGGAGGAGACUCGUCCUCCGAGCUGUCCGCCAAACUGACCCGCAGGCUGGACAUCAACGAGGGCAACGCUGCUCCUCGACCGACCCGUGUCUUCAACCCUUACACGGAGUUCAAGGAGUUCUCCCGCAAGCAGAUUAAGGACAUGGAGACGAUGUUCAAAAGGUAUGACACUGGUAAAGACGGCUUCAUCGACCUGAUGGAGCUGAAGCUGAUGAUGGAGAAGCUGGGAGCACCACAGACCCACCUGGGCCUCAAGAACAUGAUCAAAGAGGUGGAUGAAGACUUUGAUGGCAAACUGAGCUUCAGAGAGUUCCUGCUGAUCUUCCGGAGAGCAGCAGCUGGAGAGCUGCAGGAGGAGAGUGGUCUGAUGGCUCUGGCCAGACUGUCUGAGAUCAAUGUCUCCACUGAGGGAGUGAUGGGGGCCAAAGACUUCUUUGAGGCCAAGAUGCAUGCUGUGUCUCUGGGCAGCAAGUUUGAGGCUGAGAUUCGAGAGGAAAAAGAAGAACGCAAGAGACAGGAAGUGGAAAAAAAACAGAGACAAGCCGCCUUCAAGCAGCUGCAGUCCACCUUCUGCUCAUGACCAUCAGGGGGCAGAUAACAAUGCACAGUCAGUGUUGGUGAGAUUUUAGAAAUAGCUUCACACUCAACGUAUACUUUAACAAAUAUCAUUGCUCGGAAUUUGACACUUUAUAAUAAAAAUAGAAAAAUACUUCAAAGUAAAUACUCACUCAAUACUUGAAAAUACCUGCCUCAUAGGCAAGGUUUGUUCACAACAGACUUUCUGCAGCUGCUCCACAGAACACAGUAAGGCAAAACACUACUUCAGAUUUGGUAGGAAAUAUUUACUAAACUCUCAUCAUUGAUUUAAUGUGCAUUCCAUUGGGGUUUUUUGUGUGUGUCCCUCUGUGCUAGAUCUCAUUUUGAACUUGUUUAAGCUAAGUGAAGCUGUGUUGAGUGUGUUCUGCAUUUGUUUGUAAGGCGUUUUUCAUUUCAUGUUACAGUUUGGUCAUGGUUUGUGUCAAAUGAUCUUGUGUCAUCCUCACCUUCUUAACACUGUUACCAUGGGUGUAAUUAAAUAUCUCCUCUUUAAUAGAAACAGUAUAGUAAUAGAUAAUCGUAUGAAUAACUGUAUCAUAAUAGUAUUGUAAAAGUAGAUAUCAGACCAUUCUCAUGUCUGUCUGUUUACUGAGUGGAUGUGGUUAGCCCAUCUUAGCAUAAAGACAGGAAUAAGGAGGAAACAGCUAGCCCAGCUCCAUGUUGUAUGUCAUUUGUUCAAUCCAUACACAAACAGAAAUGUAAAAAUGCUUUGUGGUUUUAGUUUCAUUUGUGUGGUGGAAUAGUUUUACAUCUGUAGUUCCAGUAUGUAACUCCCCCAAAACCACACAUUUCAGUUUUCCAUUUGUAAAUGAACAAGUUUAAAAGGUGUAUUUUUAUAUUUUUAUUUUUUGGACAGAGUCAGCUUCCCUCUGCUUUCAGUCUUAACCUCAUCCUGAAAUAUUCCUCUUCUCAUCUCACUCAGAAAGAGAGCAAAUAUAAACAUAGCUAAAUUCUCAUUACCCCAGCAAUCAGACAGUGGAUAAGUUGUCAUGUGAAUUCAAGUAUGGUGUUCUUUAAUAUUUUUCAAGAGCAUGCAAGGCAUGCAGUGCAAGUGUAUUAUAUUGUCUAGAGAUUCUAAUAUAUUUUACACCAAUUUAGCUUAUUUUCCAUGGAAAAUAGAUUAAUAUUAGUAUGUCCUUCCAUCCUGUAUGCAUAACAAGUAACUGAAACUGGAUUCCAGCCCCAAUGUUUGGAGUCAUAGACAGGAAAUAGCAGUCAGGCUUCAGGUGGUCUACCUCUAAUACCGAGUAGACAUGUGAUCUUGUCUUAUUGUAGGUAUGAUAAGGAUUCUUCAUCUGAUUCAAUUGCAGAUGCAAGUGAUAUCUUUUGGAGUGGCGUUGUUUGCUGGAUUGCUAAUGAGUAGCCAGCAUUGAUUGUUUGGUGACAUUAGAAUUUAUAUUUGUGUUUAUGAGUGUUCAUUUUAGGAGAGCCCCCCUAAUAGUCAUUCAUUCAUUAGGGGUGCAACAAAGGUUGAUGAUUAAAUUAGUUGCCAACGAAUUAUUGAUUAGUUCAUGACGUCAUUGAGCAGUAGUGACACCAUAAGCUUGCUGAGUGAAGUGAACAGUGAAGUUAGUAAAUCAACAUACGCGAUGGUAUUAAAGAGGUGGUAUUAUGCUCAUUUUCAGGUUCAAAAUCUUAAUUAGGGGUUGUACCAGAACAGGUUUACAUGGUUUAAUUUUCA